This is a messenger RNA of Aphis gossypii (cotton aphid), 3466 nucleotides long. Its product is annotated as protein Fe65 homolog. Lineage: Eukaryota; Metazoa; Arthropoda; Insecta; Hemiptera; Aphididae. Gene Ontology annotation, molecular function: transcription factor binding; amyloid-beta binding. The transcript has 16 exons. Bases 484 to 2613 code for a protein of 709 amino acids. Gene Ontology annotation, biological process: regulation of DNA-templated transcription. Gene Ontology annotation, cellular component: nucleus; cytoplasm. The record is from RefSeq and is a predicted model, not a curated record.
GUCUUUUAUUCCAAUGGUCUCGUCAUUCGCCAAUUCGAUUCUGGAUUAAAUGUCGUGAGUUCCACGCGGUUAAUUUUUCUGCUGUGCGACUUUUUUUCUUUUCAUUUUUGUGUUUAGUGCGAUACGAAUACUGCCUUUACCUCCAAUGUGUCAAAAGUCAUUUUCCUUUCAAAAGUAUUUUCCAAAGCCGUAAGUUCCAUGCAUAUUAUUAUGUAUACAGCAUACAUAGGUGUCUUGUACUUGGGUAAUAACUAUACUUUUGGAUAAUUCUCGUUAACUAUUGUAAAUAUGAGACGAUAUUUAUUAUUGAACGUAUAAAAAAAGACAGUAUUACGUUGACGUUUUAGUAAAUAAAAAAUAAUGAUAAUACAUCUAUAUAAACAUUGCACGCGAAACGUAAUUAUAGUAUUAUCAUAAUACGGAAGUAAAUAUUAUACUAACCUACUAUAGCGGUGCGUAAUUUGAGGUCAGAAGACGUAUGGUAUGUUGUGUGGUGAAAUAAUUAGAUCCCCAAAUCGAAGUCCAUACGCUACGUUGUUGUCGUCUCUAUAUCCGAUGAUGACUGCUACAGUUGUUGAAGACGACAAUUUGCUUGAAAAUGGUCGUUUGAGUUAUGAGAAUCCAAACUAUCAUCUUGCUGGCACAGGUCACUUAGCCCUGGAUGAUGCAUUGAACUCAAACUUAACAUCAGCUACUGACUCUCCAGCUGGGUUUAAUUUAAAUGAUGAUUGUAUACUAUAUUCAGAGCUUUUGUGUCGUGAAUUUGAUACAGUAUGUAAUAUUAACACCGACAACAUAAACAGAAAACGCUACAAAUCAUUAGACUUGGGAUCAAUGGGCGUGGACGUGUUGGGACAGACGGGAAAAAAUUGGAAUACAAAUUUAAAUCGUAACGUAACAAGAGACAUGAAUAUUACGAAUCAACAUGAUUUAACAAAUGUAAGCAACCAAAACCAUCAAAGCAAUCAAAUGCAAGUGUCAUACGUAAAACCUGAUUUAAUCGAAGAAUCGGAGCAAACAAAAUGUAAAAGCGGAAAUAUAAACGAAAAACGCACACCACCAAAUACUCUGUCUUUAAACAAACAAAAGGAUACAUCUAAUAUUAACUUGGAUAUACAACAUAUACAAGGUGACUUGAAUAAUGAUUUGUAUGCAGUACCGAUGAAAAACUCUUCACACGAAUGCACCGAUGAAUUGCCAGCCGGAUGGGAAAAACAUGAAGAUAACGAUGGUCCUUAUUAUUGGCAUAUUAAAAGCGGAACAAUUCAGAGAGAACCUCCUGAAUACAGUGGUAAAAAUGAACCAAAAACACCAUUGGUCAAAGAUGCAGAAUCGGUAUUGAAUAGUUUUCAAAAUAACACCGGUGGCUUAGUAAGUUCAGUGACUAGAAGUACGACAAGCUCAGCUCUUGAAAAUCUUUGUUAUCAAAAGAAUAGAAAAGAAGACAUGGCUUAUAAACGAAGAAGUUAUCCAGCUCGAAUUGAAAACGAAAACAAAGGUAUACGAUUUGCUGUGCGUUCUUUGGGAUGGGUAGAAAUUUGCGAAGAUGAUUUAACCCCAGAAAGAAGUAGCAAAGCUGUGAACAAGUGUAUUGUUGAUCUAUCACUUGGACGUAACGACUUUAUUGAUAAUGUCGGACGAUGGGGAGAUGGAAAAGACCUCUUUAUGGAUUUAGACGAAGGAGCGUUGAAAUUAAUAGAUCCAGAGAAUCUCACAAUGUUGAAUACACAGCCCAUACACACAAUUAGAGUAUGGGGAGUUGGACGAGACAAUGGCAGGGAAAGGGAUUUUGCAUACGUAGCUCGUGACAGAAUAACUCGCAGACACAUGUGCCAUGUGUUCAGGUGUGACAUGCCUGCUCGUACAAUUGCUAACACUCUUAGGGACAUUUGUAAAAAAAUAAUGAUCGAGCGCAGUCUCCAGCAGAACAUUUCUAGAUCUACAGACAUAAAUACUGCAACGAAAAUGAAUCAGCCAGUCAGACCGACGAACCUUCCAUUGGAAUAUCGCAAACGUAGAAGUUACCGAGGCAGUUACUCUGCUACCACUAACUUGACUCAAUCAUUCCCUACACCGAUGGAAGAACCGCGAAAAAUCAUUCGAGCCACUUACUUGGGUUCAAUUGAAGUGAGCAAAGCAUCCGGAAUGGAUGUACUAAAUGACGCGAUUGUCGCUUUGGAAAAUUCUCCAACAUCGGUACCCCAAACGGUCACAGUAGCUGUAGCACCUUCAAUGAUUACCAUACAACAAGAUACUGAUGAAGGCGAUCAAGUGGUCGAAUGUCGAGUGAGGUACUUAUCAUUUUUGGGAAUAGGUCAAAAUAUAAAACAAUGCGCUUUUAUAAUGCAUACUACCCAAGAUCUGUUCAUUGCACAUGUGUUUGAGUGUGAUCCGUCCGCCGCAACACUUUGUAAAACUAUCGAAGCUGCAUGUAAAUUACGUUACCAAAAAUGUUUAGAUGCGCAUCCUCAAGGUUUGAAUCCAAAUGCAUCCUUAAGUCACAAUAUUUGUAGUCCAAAUGUAAAUGGCAUAUCAAGAAAAGGUAUCAGUUCUACAUUAAAAUCAUUGGUGGGCACCAUCACGGGUCGUAAAAUGAAAUUAACUCAAUCCUGAGAAGAAGUCUUCACGCUACAGGAAGAAUUAACAAAUCCUGGAGUGCGUGAAGUAAUACCUCAUCGACAUUUGCAGUCUCCACACACUAUAAAAUAUUAUGCUCUAUCGACCAGUUUACAGUCGUUGUUGUCACCAACCAUUGACAACCGAACCAUAAAUAACCCUUACUAAUUAUUUACUAAGACACUAAAUUGUGAUUAAUAAUCACUUAGGGAAAUGAAGCAUAUGAUGUAACUUUAGUUUACUCAUUUUGAGAUACCACUUAUCUAAAUAGGUAUAGAGUACUAUAGAAGAUGGUCCUUGAAUACAUUUUAAUUGUGGACUUGAUCUUUCUUGACCUUCAAAAGCUAUGUAUUAUUAAAUAAUAAUGUAUACUUAUAAAUAUAUAUAUAUAUUUAUAUAGAAAUUAGGCCUUCAAAUGUUGCUAAAAUUUAUAAUACGAAAAAAAUCUCAUUUAAAUUAAGCCAAAGCUGGUUUUUAUCAUUAGAAAAUAAAGAUGACAAUAACCUGAAGUUUUACAAGCAUGUAGACAAAUAUUUAAAAAGCACCUUUUUUUUAUUUUUUUAAAUGCUCCACAUAUCAAGCUUUAUUUAUUAUAUAUAUUUUUUUUUGACUGAUAUUUUUUUUUCUUCAAACAUAAUUAUUUAAAACCUAUUUAUAAAUAAAACAAAAUUAAAUUCCUACGAUUGAGUGAUCUCAAAAAUUUUGGUACAUGGGUUUGUAAAUUAAACAUAGCUUGUUAAAAAUUAUUCUUAUUUAGAGAACAUGCACAACUAUAUUGAUGUUGUGAGGUGUAGAGCUAAGCUUUAUAAGUGUUAAAAUAAAAAUUUAAAUAAAAAUAUUAACAAGUUCA